GCCGCUCGAAUUCGACGGCGCCGGUGCUGAGGGUGCUGAGGAAGAGGAGGACGAUGAAGAGGAGGGGGUGUAGGACGAGGACGACGACGAGGACGAAGAGGGCGGCGAGGAAGAAGACGAGGAGGGUACCGGUGACGAUGAUCUCGUGGAGGUCGACGCGGACGGCGUGAAGAAGAAAAAGAAGAAGAAGGCGUCGGGCACACGAGGCCCCAAGUGGACGGCUUUGGAGGAUCUUUGUCUGUGCGAGUCGUGGGCGACGGUGAGCCAUGACUCCAUCAUCGGCGCCAACCAAAAACACGGGAAGUAUUGGGCGAGAAUCAAGGCCGAGUUCGAUGAGCGCAAGCUCACCAAGGGCGACUACAACAAAGUGACAAUGAAGAGGAGCCAAAAGGCAAUGUCGACGCGAUGGGCCAUCAUCCAGGCGUCGGUGAACUCCUUCCAUGGAUACCAUCAGGAAUUACUGACCAGAGCCGAGAGCGGCGCCGACCUCUCCCAAAUGUUUGAUAGGGCCAUGGAGGUUUACGCGAGGAACUCGGAUGGGCAUAAGCCGUUCGCGCUGAUGCAUUGCUAUAGCAAGCUCAAAGGGAAUGAGAAAUGGCGGUUGACGCGCCUGUCGCUGUCCAAGGGGAAGGACACCAUUGAUCUGGACGCGGCGUCGGCAACGUCGGCAGGGCGUCCUACUGGCAACAAGGCUGCCAAGGCCGCCUUGGCCGACGCCGCGUCGUGUGAGAAGACGCAUGCGUCGAUCACGAAAUGCCUCGCGGACGUCUCCUCGACCUUUCUCUCCCGCGCCAAAAAGAACGACGAAAAGUGGGCGGAGCUGCUCAAGAGGCAAGAGGAGAAGUUGGAGCUCAAGAAACGCAGGGACGACAUGUCCCUGCUGAGAGCGUCGACAGAGGGAAUGUCUCCCCGGACGCGGGCGGCGCACAACUUCUUCAAAGGCCAGAUCCUCGACGACAUCGAAACCAAAAUGGCGGCGGCCGACGCGGCGGCCCAGGAAGCGGCAGCGACAGCGGCAGCAACUGCGGCGCAAGAGCCGGCUGCCGCGUCUUCGACUGCUACACCAUCGUCGGCCUACGCGACGGCGGCGGAGGAGACGGAGCAUGCACAGCACCAGGCAGAUCGCGACGAGGUCGUCGUGAUCGACGGGCCUGCGUCGAUUCAGGAUACGUCGCCAUCGACCAACCCCUUCUUCUAAUUUAGCAUGCACUAUAUGGUCUAUAAUAUGAUCGCCGCUACUCUGAUCGGCGGGAACGAUCUCUUUUGAAUGCAAAAUUUGAAUUCUUGAUUGGGGGCGGCGUUUGGGGGACGCGGCUGGGGAGCGACGUCCCCCAAAGACGGCACGAACAAAACACGUCCCCCAAACGCUCAA
Messenger RNA from Lolium perenne, 1372 nucleotides. RefSeq lists its product as uncharacterized. NCBI's taxonomy places the organism in Eukaryota, Viridiplantae, Streptophyta, Magnoliopsida, Poales, Poaceae. The record is from RefSeq and is a predicted model, not a curated record.